AUGCGCGAGAGCCCACCUGACGUGGUUGAAAUGCUUUUGCGGGACGAACUCGCAGUGCUCAAAGCGAUGCUGUUGCUCCUGCGUCGGCUCGACGGACCUCUGGACAUGUGGCGACGCGCCGUGGCGACGCAUCGUCACCUCCACGACGUUGCGUUCGCUCGGUACGUCUUGGUGCCGCUUCAUCAGAUGGUGCGAGACGACCACGAUGACGACCACGAUCUCGCAAGAUGGCUGGCGACGCUGGCGCGGCCCGUGCUGCAACGCCACCUGGCCAACGAGAUGGAGCCCCAUCGCCCAAAGUGGGUCAUUACAAGCGUUCAACUGCCGUGCGACUGCGUCCAAUGCACUGCGAUCACGACUUUUUUGUCGGACGGAACGCAGUCGCUGCUCAGCUUGCCCCACAUUGGACUCUGCCCCUUGUUCAGCGCCGUCGAGAAGCGCUUGCCAUCCGCAGGCGUUGCCAUCGACGAGAGUCCGACGGGGUCCCACAUCGUGCUGCAGAAGCCUCACCACUGGAUGUUUUACGAGCGCGCUUUGGACGUGGCCGGCCUUGCGGCCUUGGACGCCACCGACGAAGACCGACACGCAGCCAAGCGUCAGCGCCGCUUGUCGCCACGGUCGGCGUGA
Molecule: messenger RNA, 627 nt
Organism: Saprolegnia parasitica CBS 223.65
Lineage: Eukaryota; Oomycota; Saprolegniomycetes; Saprolegniales; Saprolegniaceae
Exons: 1
Coding region: 1-627 (208 amino acids)
Source: RefSeq, a predicted model, not a curated record